Messenger RNA from Rhagoletis pomonella (apple maggot), 2791 nucleotides. RefSeq lists its product as uncharacterized. The record is from RefSeq and is a predicted model, not a curated record. The transcript has 2 exons. Lineage: Eukaryota; Metazoa; Arthropoda; Insecta; Diptera; Tephritidae. The coding region runs from base 673 to 1740 and encodes 355 amino acids.
AUCCAUAUAGACCUACAUAAAUCGGAACAAUCGACAUAAUUGCAUUUCAACGAGAUUUUCAACAUAUCAAAAGCAGUAAAAAGGAGAAAAAGAAAAAGCGCAACUUAUAGCAACAACAAAUAGCAAUUAAUUGCAGCAACUUUAACGCGUAAGGACACUUUACAACAACAACCACUGUAGCAGCGAAUACCAAUAACAGCGAAAACUUUUGGUUGAAAAAAAAAACAACAACAACAUAAACCAUAGCAGCACCCUAAAAGCAAAGGCAAUAACAACAAUAAUAGUAAUCAUAGUAACAGCGAUUUGAAAUCAAACAACGACUACAUUUAAUCCUUCAAAGCAUACGCGCGCACACACACAUACAUAUACUAAAUUAUAAAAAGUAGAUAAACGCGCUUAACAGCCACCAUUGAAACAAUUUGCUUGAGCAACCACGCCCACACACACACACACACACACACAAGCGCGCGUGAAAACCAAAGAAACCAGCAUAGCAGCUACGUACAACCGAGCUACGAGUUGGUGGGCUAAGAGCUGCGCGCUGAGUUCAACUCCGUGUGUCAGUGCAUUUGAAACAAAAACAACAACAAACACUUAUCUACACUUUCACAAAGUCGCGCUAAGCGCGUCACCAAAGCCGCAAAACUGGAGGAGGAACAAGGCGGUAGCGCGAUGAGUUCGAAAGUCAGUUCGCUGGAGGAGAAAGUGAAACUCCCGCCAACGGAGACGAUAAGCCGGUGUUAUCAGCCACCAGGCAAGAAUCGUAAAGUUAUUCGCAUACUCACCGUGGCUGUGUAUGUGCUGUGCGUCUCGUUGGCGGCGAUUAUGUUGUCACUGUACUACAUCUUCAUUUGGGAUCCGACCAUUAGACCCUUUGUCACUAAGGGCAACCAAUGUGACAAAAUUGUGAUACCUGAAAAAAUUGCCAUACGCCUACUCAAUUCCUCGGAAGUCACCGCCGAGCAAUUCUAUAGACACAUACUCGAACAAUAUCGCAUACUCAAUCAGCUGCAGCAGCAGCGCCAGCAAUAUCUGCAACAACAACAUCUUCAUCUACAACAACUAGCGGCCGCCAAUAAAUUUCAAGAGAUCUUCGCCACAGCGACAAUAAUACAAGCCAAUCCAAAUGAUCCAAUACGUAAACCGGUUACACCCACUAAUGGUACCUUCCUGCUUGAUCCAUCGCAUCCCAUAGUUAGUGACGAUGUCGAACCACGUAUACCCAUAUUGGACACUGCGCAAGCGCCUAUUCCUGUAUUGGCGCCCGCAUCAGCGCUCGCUACAGCAACUGCGUCGGCGACAGCGUCACUGGCAGCGCCCAAUGCAAGCAAUGGACAUAAUAAACGCAAAUCGCAUCGCAAGCACUACAACAACAACAACAACCAUCAUCGACACACAUCACGCAAGAAUCAUCGCAAGAACAUAGCAGCCGUCGCGGUCAAUAGCAAUGUGGACAACAACAACAACAACAACAACAACAACCUGAAUAACGACUAUGAACCCGAGCCAUUUGUGGUGGAGACGCCACCCAUGAAUCCACCCAUACUGUCCGUGGUGCAGGAGCCUUACACACAGCUACCCAUACCGUUGGUGCUGAAUUCGAGAGAAGAUAAGCGUCCGCUGUAUUACAGCUAUGGCGAGCGUAGGGGCGGCAGCGGCGGUGCGCGAAAGCGUGCGGGUUACGAUACACAAACAUAUAUGAAUCCGCUGCUGACCGGUGAGCUUAUUUUUGAGAAAUAAAAAGCGCAAAUGUGUGGGGGAGCGCAGGGACUGCGACAGCGGUAAGAUAGAACAGGUUGCGGGAAGGGGGUGGAAUACAAAUAAGAGGAAGAAAUAAACAAAAAAUUACUUUAGCAAAGCGCAAUGUUUGGCAGGGUUGCAUAGCAAAGCAUUUAUGUAGAUAAGUAAAGCAUUAGUUGGUGGCAACCAUAAUUGGGUCAUUUCAAAGAUAAACAACAACAGCAAAUACUGCCAUUAUUGCCGCCCCUAACUACACUGACACCAGCAGUAGCGGCAGCUUUACAAUCGCAUUGCCGUUGCUGCUGCUGCUGCUGCUGCUGCGGCUACAACAAACAUCACACACACCACAAAUAAACUAUUGAAAACCAGAAAACAAUAAGUAAAAAACGAAGAGGAAACAACAACAACUAGAUCAUAUAUAGCAAAUUUUUGAAUGUGUAGCAAUUAGUGAUGAAAUACAUACCAGCAACAAGAAACUGAAAAAUCAAAUACCUUAAAAAACCAAACAAAAUAAAAAAAAAACAACAACUUAUAUAUCCGUAUACCCAACAACCAAUACACUUGUAAUCGUCUGUAUGUACUGUUUAUACUCGUACUGUAUGUUUAUACUACAUAUAUACUUAAUAGAAGAAUAAAUAAAAAACAAACCUUCCCGCCUAUACACCAAAGUCGUCGGUCACUCCACACCACUUUAUACUUCACGUGCAUGGUUCUUAGCCCAUUUUAGGCAGCAUUAAAGCGCAUACAAACGCAUGGAAACGCAUUAAAACGCAUACAACUGCAUGAGAACGCAUUUACUUAUUAUACAACGCCAUAAUGCGCUAUCACUUUAUCACUCACUUCGCCUUCACCACCGCCGCUAGUUAUUCACUCGCUCACCAACCGCCUCACUCACCCCCUCUCACUCACUGAUACUGAUUCACCACCUCUUCACCAUUCACACACGCGCGCAUUUACUACUAGAGAAGAAUUUAAUCACCAACAAAUCAAAACAAGUACACCACCAGCAAAAUUAUAUGUAUGAAAACAAAGCAAAAAAAAAAAACAAAAA